GCAACCAUUUUUCAUCACUCAUGGCUCUUUCUUGUUCUAAAGUUUCGUCCUUUAAUGGAUUUUCUCUCUCACCCAUUUUUGGAAAUGGUGUUAAGAAGGGAAAUUUAUCUUGUUUUUGUGAUGUGAGUGUUGGUAAGAAAUGGGGUGGUGGAAAGGUUACGGUUUGUGCAGCAACGGUUCCUUUGACUGGGGUUAUAUUUGAACCGUUUGAGGAGGUUAAAAAAGAUUAUCUUGCUGUUCCUAUUGUUCCUCAAGUUUCUUUGGCUCGUCAGAAUUUUGCUGAUGAAUGUGAAUCUGUGAUCAAUGAGCAGAUUAAUGUGGAAUACAACGUUUCCUAUGUCUACCACUCCAUGUUUGCAUACUUUGAUAGGGACAAUGUAGCACUCAAGGGAUUUGCAAAGUUCUUCAAGGAAUCUAGUGAAGAAGAGAGAGAACAUGCUGAAAAGCUUAUGAAAUAUCAGAACGUUCGUGGUGGAAGAGUUGUACUUCACCCCAUCAAGAAUGUGCCCUCAGAAUUUGAGCAUGUGGAAAAAGGGGAUGCAUUACAUGCAAUGGAAUUAGCUUUGUCUUUGGAGAAGUUAACAAAUGAAAAACUUCUGAAUGUGCAUAGUGUGGCGGACCGCAACAAUGACCCUCAAAUGACAAGCUUCAUUGAACAUGAAUUUCUGGGUGAACAGGUUGAAUCAAUUAAGAAGAUAUCAGAGUAUGUGUCUCAAUUGAGAAGGGUUGGAAAGGGUCAUGGUGUUUGGCACUUUGAUCAAAGACUUCUACAUGAGGAACAUGCUGUUUAAUCAUGAAUAGCCUUCUCUAGUAUCUGUCUACGUUUGAUCUUUUAUCAAGUGCUUGGUUGUUUUCUGUUGUAACUUGUAACAUAGUUUUUCCUACGUACUGAGAUUGCAGAACUUAGAGUAAUGUAAUUUUGCUAGUGUGACAUGCAUAAGGUUACAAGCCUUGUGCAGUAACAUAUGUUAACCGCUUUUAAUAAUUUCUAUCUUCAAUAAAAAAAGAGGUUAUCAUGUUUUGUUCA
Medicago truncatula (barrel medic) is the source of this 1027-nucleotide messenger RNA. RefSeq names its product ferritin-1, chloroplastic. Gene Ontology annotation, cellular component: cytoplasm. Gene Ontology annotation, biological process: intracellular iron ion homeostasis; iron ion transport. NCBI's taxonomy places the organism in Eukaryota, Viridiplantae, Streptophyta, Magnoliopsida, Fabales, Fabaceae. The record is from RefSeq and is a predicted model, not a curated record. Gene Ontology annotation, molecular function: ferric iron binding; ferrous iron binding. The transcript is spliced from 8 exons. Bases 21 to 791 code for a protein of 256 amino acids.